This is a messenger RNA of Bipolaris maydis ATCC 48331, 1989 nucleotides long. RefSeq names its product phosphatase 2C-domain-containing protein. The record is from RefSeq and is a predicted model, not a curated record. Gene Ontology annotation, molecular function: cation binding; protein serine/threonine phosphatase activity. Lineage: Eukaryota; Fungi; Ascomycota; Dothideomycetes; Pleosporales; Pleosporaceae. Gene Ontology annotation, biological process: protein dephosphorylation.
GCGUUUGGCCUCGAACAAACAGCCACAGCCCCUAGCGUGCACGGCCUUGCUGGCGGCUGUCAGGUAGCGCAGCGUCACUUUCUUUGCCUACAACACCAAGCCGACCUGUUGAAUUUCCCUUUCCCCCCUCUGCGAGCUAGAGCACGCAAUUCUUCUUCCCUGUCCCUCUGGCCCGGACUUCAUUUCUGCUCCACCGCACGGCACUAGACGCCCUCCUGUCUGGCCCUACGUCUACACCUCUCCCGAAUUAUACCCCCACUCACCACCCUCGACACUGCCUGCAAUUCUAUGCUCCCGGCCACGACCCCGGCGACCCUCAGAUUCCGCUUCCUCUUCUCCCACCAGUCCUCCUAGAUACCGGACAAGAUGGGCCAGACACUCUCCGAGCCCGUCGUCGACAAGAAAUCUGAAAAUGGCGAGGGCGAGUCACUCAUCUACGGUGUUUCCUCGAUGCAGGGCUGGCGCAUCAGCAUGGAGGACGCACAUGCCACCGUAUUAGACUUCAAUGCCGACGACACCAAGGGCACACCUACCGACAAGCGACUGGCCUUCUUCGGCGUGUACGACGGACACGGUGGUGACAAGGUGGCGUUGUAUGCUGGCGAGCAGCUGCACAAGAUUGUCGCAAAGCAAGAAGCAUUCAAACAGGGAGACAUCAAGAAGGCUCUGCAAGAUGGCUUCCUGGCAACAGAUCGCGAGAUUCUGUGUGAUCCCAAGUAUGAAGAAGAAGUGUCUGGUUGCACGGCAUCAGUCGGCGUCCUGACAAAAGACAAAAUCUACGUCGCCAACGCAGGUGACUCGCGCACUGUUCUAGGAGUCAAGGGCAGGGCAAAGCCCCUUUCAUUCGACCACAAGCCGCAGAACGAGGCCGAGAAAGCACGUAUCCAAGCCGCAGGUGGCUUUGUCGACUUUGGCCGCGUCAACGGUAACCUUGCUUUGUCGCGCGCAAUAGGCGAUUUCGAAUUCAAGAAGAGCGCCGAUCUCCCCCCAGAACAGCAAAUAGUCACCGCCUACCCCGACGUCGAGAUUCACGAUAUCAACCAGGAUGACGAGUUCCUGAUUGUGGCUUGUGAUGGUAUCUGGGACUGCCAGUCUUCUCAAGCCGUUGUCGAGUUUGUUAGGCGCGGAAUUGUUGCAAAGCAGGAUCUCGCAUCCAUUUGCGAGAACAUGAUGGACAACUGCCUGGCAUCUAACAGCGACACUGGAGGUGUUGGCUGCGACAACAUGACGAUGAUUAUUGUUGGUCUCCUGCAGGGAAGGACAAAGGAGCAGUGGUACGAGGACAUCGCAAAGCGGGUUGCGAAUGGAGAGGGUCCAUGUGCGCCGCCAGAGUAUGCCGAGUUCCGCGGUCCCGGUGUUCACCAUCGCAUUGACGAUUCUCCUGAUGACAUCGACAUGGAGCUCGAUAGCCGCUUCCGGCCGAAUAACAGCAAUGGUGGCCGCAUCAUCCUCCUCGGUGAUGGCACAGAAGUCUCUACUGGAGAAAAUGAGCACGAAAUGUUUGACAACGAGGAUGAGGACAAGGAUCUUGACUCGCAAGUCAACAAGUACAACCAGGAGGCCGACAACAAGUCGCGCCAGGACCGCCAAGGCACCCCGGGCCCUCAGCAUGAGAGCAAAGUCCAAGUAACCGAGUCACCGUCCUCUGUGCAGACUGAAAAGUCUGAUGCUCCCGAGCCUCAAUCGAAAGAGGCUCAAGCCAAGAAGACAAGCGAGAAGUAGCUUGUGCUCACUUGACCUGGCCACAGCAUUCACACAGGGCCAUGAAAGACCGACCUCGAUGCAUAUCAACAUGUGGUGCCUAUCUUACGAAUCUUUUUGUCUUGCAAGCGGUGACGGGUAUUGGUUUCUUGCAGGAUUAAAGUAGUGGGCCAUGGAAACAAGUCUCACGGAACCCAUGCGGGUAGUGUUAUGGAAUGAUACCUGGCGGACUAGAAUCGCCAUCUCCUAUGCCUAGCUAUAUCUUUUUUUCAUGAUACUUUUGUUCUA